Molecule: messenger RNA, 1284 nt
Organism: Gossypium arboreum
Lineage: Eukaryota; Viridiplantae; Streptophyta; Magnoliopsida; Malvales; Malvaceae
Product: glucan endo-1,3-beta-glucosidase, basic vacuolar isoform-like
Exons: 2
Coding region: 63-1160 (365 amino acids)
Biological process (GO): carbohydrate metabolic process
Cellular component (GO): plasma membrane
Molecular function (GO): hydrolase activity, hydrolyzing O-glycosyl compounds
Source: RefSeq, a predicted model, not a curated record
AUGUGUGUAUCUAUAUAAAGAGCUAGCUCAGCUGUAAUGGAGAAACCAGAAACAGUCCAAUUAUGCAAACGAUGGCCAUCUUUUCUACAUCAAUGGCUGCUAUGCUCCUUCUUCUAGGGCUCUUCGCUGCAAACUUGGAUCCUACUGCUGCACAGAUUGGUGUUUGCUAUGGGAUGCUUGGCAACAAUCUCCCAAAUUCAUGGGAAGUCAUUCAACUUUACAAAUCAAACAACAUCCGGCGAUUGAGGCUCUACGAUCCAAAUCAACAAGCAUUACAAGCUCUUAGAGGCUCCAACAUUGAAGUAAUGUUAGGUGUUCCAAAUGAUCAACUUCAAAACCUCGCUGACCCUUCCAAAGCACGAUCAUGGGUUCAAUCAAAUGUUGUAGCUUACUGGCCGAGUGUUCGGUUCCGAUACAUUGCUGUCGGGAAUGAAAUCCCUCCUUCAUCUUGGUUAGCUCAAUUCGUUUUGCCCGCCUUAGUGAAUGUAUUCAACGCGGUUCGAUCGGCCGGUUUGGAGAGUCAAAUCAAGGUCUCAAUCGCCAUUGAUAUGACCUUGAUCGGUGUCUCGUAUCCUCCAUCGGCUGGUGCGUUUCGUGGGGACGUUAGGUCGUAUUUGGACCCUAUCAUAGGCCACUUAGCAUGGGCUAGAACACCCUUGCUUGCCAACAUUUACACUUACUUCAGCUAUUCAGGCAAUCCAAGGGAUAUCUCACUUCCAUAUGCUCUUUUCACAUCCCCUUCACCUGUUGUAUGGGAUCAAGGACGUGGAUACCAAAACCUAUUCGAUGCAAUGUUGGAUUCAUUAUACUCGGCUCUCGAGAAAGCCGGACAGGGAGGGCUCGAAGUUGUGGUAUCAGAAAGUGGAUGGCCUUCAGCCGGUGGGUUCGGGACAUCGAUUGAUAACGCGGCCACUUAUCUAUCGAACUUAGUAAGACAUGUCCAAGGAGGUACCCCAAAGAGGCCAGGAAAAGCCAUAGAGACAUAUUUGUUUGCUUUAUUUGAUGAAAACUCGAAACCAGGUCCUGAAUUAGAGAGACACUUUGGGUUGUUUUCACCAAACAAGCAACCAAAAUAUCAGCUUCAUUUUGGUGGAGGAAGGCAUUGGGAUAUUGCUUCUGAGGAAUAUAAUGGAACUUUUCCUCUUAAGUCUGAUAUGUAAAAUCUACCAAGCUUGAGAAAUUUGGUCUUUUUAUUGGGUUUUCGUUUUUAUUUUCCUAUGUGUUUUUGUCUUAAAUAAGAGAAAAUCCCAUGGUGUUAAUUUGAUAUAAUUUUUAUUAUCAAAA